Hippoglossus stenolepis (Pacific halibut) is the source of this 1896-nucleotide messenger RNA. RefSeq names its product espin like b (gene espnlb). The record is from RefSeq and is a predicted model, not a curated record. The transcript is spliced from 6 exons. Gene Ontology annotation, molecular function: actin filament binding. NCBI's taxonomy places the organism in Eukaryota, Metazoa, Chordata, Actinopteri, Pleuronectiformes, Pleuronectidae. Gene Ontology annotation, cellular component: cytoplasm. Gene Ontology annotation, biological process: actin filament bundle assembly. Bases 1 to 1896 code for a protein of 631 amino acids.
AUGGAGAACAGCAAGCAGCCAGUGAAAGAGGUGCUGCCACUCCCUCGUCACCCUGCCCCCCCCCUUGCUCCCUCUUCUAAAGGCACCACCACCGGCUCCAUCCAGCAUGUACAGCUGGCCUCCUCAGUGGUGACGUCGUUCAACCACCUGAAGCCUCCAGAGAGGGAUCUGACCCUCAUGUCUCAUAUGAAGUCUUUAAAGUCUCUGAAGCACGCUGGCUUCACGGCUGUCUUCACUGGACAAAUGAGGCUUGACAGUGAGGAGGUUUUAGAGGCGGUGCCAAUCGUUGAUGUGAUCCUGGCCGACAUUGACUCUCUGGUGCCCACGUACGAUGAAGCCGGCCGCCCCAUAGCAGAGUGGAAACGACAGGUGAUGGUGCGGCAGCUGCAGGUCAGGCUGCAGGACGAUGAGGAACAAAGGAGACAGGACACGACUAAUGGCUACACAACAGAGGACGGCUGGAAGUAUUCCGAGGCCCACAACGCAGUCCUGGGGCCUUUCGGGGAACUGCUGACUGAGGACGACCUGGUGUACCUGCAGCAGCAGAUCGAGACUGUGUCCCUGCAGAAACACUGCCGGGCCUAUGAGCUGGAGCUGACCCGGCUGACCGAGGAGCUGAGGGCCAUUUUACCCGACCCCAUUGUCAACAUCUCCCUUAACACUGAGGUCCUACAACAGGUGGACGCAGAGAGCAAAAUACACCUGACCUUGCCUGUGUGGUGCAGUCGUGUCUCCGAGAUUGUUAAGAGCAUGUCUCUGCUGGUGGCCAACCUGAGCCAAACCACAGAAUGCAGGAUACCUCAUAUAGGUAUGGCGUCUGCUUUUAGCCAUCGUUUAGAGGCCAACAGCUACAGCAGAGCGCGGAGAGAGAGGGUGGAGAUGGAGAUCCAACAGUCUGGGGUGUCGGUAAGAAACCUCAGAUCCAACUUCGAAGGUCAGAUUGGUGGCAUUUAUCCCUUCGCUGGCGUUGUGAGUGGAUGCCACGGCGUGAAGAACCAGGCAGUGGUUGGGGCCACAGGAGGAAACGACGCCGAUGGCAGAACGGGAAUCAGCGGUGAUUUAAAUUAUCACGAUGCUCCUAAAAAAGUCGUACCUGUGAUGGAGACUAGCAGCUUGAGGAAAGAGCGCAUAGUGGUGCUGUUCCUGAGCCACUGGAAAAAAUCUGCAUACGCUAUUUCAGUGAGGGCGGCGAGGCGGAGACACGAGCAGGAGGCGGAAUCAGGUCGAGUGACAGCAGCGCCGCCCCAAAAGAAAAUCACCUCCAUGUUUCAGUUCUGCCAGCAACGAGGCGCCGUAGACAAGAUUCUGAAAACCUGGAGGAGUAAUUUCGAACUCAAGGAGGGGCCGAAGUCCUGUUCGUCCUCCUCUCGAGUAACCUACUCCCCAGAACAAUUCCUACCCGAUGUGGACGGCGUUGCGGUGAGCCACGACAGCUUGACCCUUGACCUCUUCAUGCUGGGAUACUUCCACAUCUUAGAGCAAGAACUGUUCCCCGAGGAGAGGAAGAUGAGGCAUCUCCUCUGCUUCGAGGUCUUCGACCACGUCGGCGGUUUCCCCUGGGAGAAGGUGCGGGACUUCCACAAGGCAGUGUUACAGGAAAUCCAGGCCGGGAGGCGACAGUGGAGCGACGGCUUCGAGGACAUCAAAGUUCGCUACUUCGGGGAAUCGAGAACUUGUUACCGUGCAUCAUCACCACCACCAUCGUCAUCAUCAUUGUUGCCAGAUUGCAGACUAGUACCCAGAGUAAUAGUUCAAACUGCUUCUCCAGACGAGUGCAGCAGCGACACACACGCUUCUUGUUUCAACAAUGAAGACAUUUGUAAAUACAUCGACCGCAGCUUUGCUUUCUGGAAGGAGAAGGAGGCCGAGCUGUUUGAUUUUGAACAUCGGUCUUGA